AACCUCUUUUGAUAGAAUGGGAUAUUGAAACUUGAUUUCACCUGACCAAAAUUGCACCAUAGACUCUACUGCUGUGGCCUAUUAAGUCCCAGAUUGCUUCCUCUGUCCAGUUCAGGGUCAUCGACAUGGCCAUAUCUCUCUGUUCUCCCUGUUCUCUUUCACACUGAGCUCAUUUUUUUUCUAGAGGACAGAAGGGAAACAGGAAAGACGGGACAAGGCUACAAGCAGAAGAGGGAGGGGAGUGAGUUCUUACUAAACCCUUCUAAUAAACAAAGGCUUUUUCUUCUCCAUGUACCCUCUUCCCCUCUCCUCCAUGGAGUACCCCAUGGUUGUGUAAAUACUGUAAAUUCAUGUCCACGUGGCUCAGUGACUCGAAGAGUGGGAACAUAUUUCAUUCUUGGCACUUGGAUGUUUGUGCUCAAAUUCUCUCUUAUUAGCUUCUAGCUCAUGUGCCCCUGGAUCAUGUGCCUCGCACCUUUUUAUGCAUUGGUUGCUUGUGUUCUCCCAGGACCCUUACCUUUUCUCCUUUUCCUCUUUUCCAUCAUCUUUGUGUCUGUCUCUUGCCCAUAUGUCACUCUGUAAAAGCAGUCUUUGCAAAUUUACACACACAGGGUGUAACAAUUUGUUAGGAAUUUGCAUGAUUUCCCUUGUUUCAUAUUGAUUUGAUUCAUUCAUUCAUCUUCAGGAACUAUUUUAUUGCGGUCAGGGUCAUGGUGGAUCCCCAGAAGCACUGGAUAUGACCAUUUUCCUUGUUUCAUCAUACGUAAAUUGUCGUUUCAGCUACCUCCAGUUUCACAAUGACACCAGGAUCCAGUCGAAAACUGUAAGAUCAGCAAUCUAAGACACUGAUCCACAUACUACAUGACUCAUCUCACAGAUACAUGAUUUGUGAUUGUUUGCUUGCAGUAUAUUUGACCAUUUGAUACUUUUGAGCUCAGUUCAGCAUCUUUAUAGCUGACUAUAUACUUGUUAUACCUGUAACAGCCUAGUGAUUUAUUUUACGCCCCAUGUCUUCAGGGAUUAAUUCAUGCUUAGUGUAUAUGUAUUGGAAUAGGCCUGGGCUAUACUCAUAAACUCUCGUUUCAGCUAAUUUCAUGGCUGUGUUAUACAGAUAAUCAAUCUGAAUGAAUACGCUUUGCUUAUACGAUAUACGACUUUUAUUUGGCUAAGAGGCUGUUAAUGUCUGCAAACACUUCCUAAAAGGUCUUGUUUACUUUGUCGGUUGGGUUUCUCUAGUUUGGGCUUCUCACUGGAGACAUUUUAAAUAAGGAUCUUGUAAGCCAAAGUCAGUUUUUAGGGAUUUAUAUGUAUAUAUCUAUAUUUUAGGCACCUGAUGCGUUUGUGCACUUUUGUGUGAUGCUAUCUUUCACCACUUGGUGUCGCACUUGGUGUCGCAAUCGGAUUUUUGGUUAGGGCUGAAAUGCAAGGCAAUUAUUGAUCAAUGUUUAGGUGGAAUGUUUGUAAAAAAGGGACACAAUUUUGCACAGCGAUUUAGGCACGUAGAUUUGACAGUAGCUAUAAAAAGUCAUAUUGCCUAAAUGUUGUACAUCUCGGUGUGUUUGUUUCAAAUAGUAUCUUAAACCUUUUGCUUUCUACAUGGUUUCAUUUUUUCCCAUGCAGUUUUCCCAUGAACACGCAGUUGAACACACACUCUCAGAAACAAAGAUGCCAAGUAAUAACUUCCGACAAGGAAAAUUACAAUCAAGCCUACACCCUUUGAACAUUUAUUAUGUAAAUUAGUGGUCCAUAAGGUCCAAGUAUGUAGCUUAAAUUAUUUCUUUUAAAAGGUCAGCAACAAUGAAUAGUACCUUUAUUUGUGAGUGUGUGUGUGUGUGUGUGUGUUUUCCUCCUAUUUCCACUUUUUUUAUUAAUAUGCUUGUGUUUUCCUUCAUUUUCCGCUUUAUUUUUAUUAUUCGUCAUUCUCGUUCAUUUGCUCAGCACUGGCGCCAGAGAGGAUGAGAACAAUCUUCCAUUGAUGUCCUAUGAAGCUGGUUCCACCCAUUUUCACAUUCCAGCCAAUUGGGAACGCGUUCUUCUUGGUGUAGCCAAUCAGAAAAGGGCGCUUCGGAGAAAUCCGUUCCACGGCGUCUUUUCCUCACGGCUCCGCCCCUGAGCUCAGAAUUUGAGGGAAAGUAAACAUGAGCGUCAGUAGAACAGGAGCUGCUGUACACUAUUUACACUGAACGAGAAUGUACUAAAUGUGUUCAAACGCCACCAUUUUAAACCCGCGUUAGUGCUGUUUUGAAGAGCAACAUGAGCAAGGCAGGGAAGGGUGAGCCCCAUGAGUUUAAGGAAAAAACGUUUAAGAAGAAGCGCCAGUGUGGGGUGUGCAAGCAAAACAUAGACAGUCUGGGAUCCUUCUGCCGAGUCUGCAAAACAGCCACUCACAAGAAAUGUGAAAGUAAGGCCAGCACACCCUGUAUCCCGGCCCCAUCCUCUGAUUUGCAGCGGAGAGGAACGGCCUCCUCUCGACACAUCCAACAUCUGGGCUCAACCAAAUCUCUGACAUACACCAAACCGAGAAGUACUCUACCCAGGAGUAUAAGUGUGGAUCGGGUGAUGGACAGGGUGAUGGAGCGCCACUACAACUUCGACCUCACUUACAUCACUGAGCGCAUCAUCUCCGUCUUCUUUCCCCCUCUGCUGGAUGAGCAGCGUUAUCGCCUCAAUCUCAAAGAAGUGGCAGCUAUGCUCAAGUCCAAACACCAGGACAAGUUUUUGUUACUCAAUUUGUCUGAGAGAAGGCAUGACAUCACACGGCUUAACCCCAAGGUCCAUGAUUUUGGCUGGCCGGACCUACAUGCACCUCCGCUGGACAAAAUCUGUUCCAUGUGCAAAGCCAUGGAGACAUGGCUGAACUCUGACCCUCAGCAUGUGGUGGUUCUGCAUUGCAAGGGCAAUAAAGGAAAGACGGGAGUUAUCAUCGCUGCAUACAUGCACUACAGCAAGAUAUCAGCAGGGGCAGAUCAGGCUCUCAGCACACUGGCUAUGAGGAAAUUUUGUGAGGACAAAGUGUCGCCUUCUCUCCAGCCCUCACAGAACAGGUAUAUAUAUUAUUUUGGUGGACUUCUAUCAGGGGCCAUAAAGAUGAACAGCAGUCCUCUUUUCCUCCAUCAGGUCCUUAUUCCCACCAUCCCCACGUUUCAUGCUGAUGGAGGUUACUUGCCCUUCUUGAAGAUCUAUCAGUCCAUGCAGCUGGUCUACACCUCAGGCAUAUAUGAUUUGCAGGGUUCAUCAGGCAGAAAGCUGUGUGUGACCAUUGAGCCUGCUCUAUUGUUGAAAGGAGAUAUUAUGGUGAAGUGCUAUCACAGACGACUUCAGGCCACUGAGAGGGACACGGUGUUCCGACUCCAGUUUCACACCUGCACAAUCCAUGGAGCACAGCUCUGGUUCGGGAAAGGAGAACUUGAUGAAGCUUGCUCAGAUGACCGAUUUCCCCCUGAUGCCACAGUGGAAUUUGUGUUUUCUUCUGGACCAGAGAAAAUUAAAGGACGAGAAUACCAGCGGAAUGACCCAGCAGUCACAGUUGACUAUAAUACAGCUGAUCAAGUAGUGCGUUGGGAUUCUUAUGACAACUUGAACCAAAGACAUGAAGACAGUCAAGACGAUAUUGCACACACUCGAGGACCUCUGGAUGGCAGUCUAUAUGCUCAGGUGAAGAAGCGACGUGCUGCUUGCUCUUCCUCCUUUCUAUCCACUAAUGGUAGUCCAGGGCAAAUCUCUGAUGAGAGACAAGGUCAUCUCCUGUCACACAGCACCGACUCCGGGCAUUCAUCAGUUCCACUUGAUCGCCUUGAAGAUUCACCCAGACGGCCACCACCUACUCCGCAAGAGCGGGAGGAGCUGGAACGGCUUCUUGGAGGAAUUGAGGGUGGGAGGACUUGCAGAGAUCGUGAACGGGAGACAGCAAUUUUGGACGAUGGCGACUCACUCUCACCAGAAAAUACUGGGUCGCUGCUUUUGGCUCGUUCGUGUUCCUGCCGCAUGGGCUACAGAUCACAGCGUUGCUCUGAACUCCAUCACUUGCCCAAUGGCUACUGCCUGGACCACUCAGCUCCCAGCAACAACCACACAGGAGUACCUUCGCCAAACAUACUAGGGCUGUGCCGGCACCACGGAGUUCACACACACCAGGCACUCCCACCUCCAGACCUGCUGUGGGACCGACAGCAAGGUUCUCAGCACUAUCUGCAUGGUCCUUCUAGGCAUGUUUGCCCUUAUCCAUCCCAGGAACUCUGCCCUCACCCUCACACACUUUCCCCUAGUGGACGACUGCUGUGCAGGUCAGAGGAAUUCCUCCCCUACACCCAGCCACAACAAAACCACCCGCACAACCCAAAAGCAGCUGGACCCUAUCAUGACGUGAUGCUUGUAGAUGGCCUCCUACCACCCCCUAGCUGCCCAUGCCGUGAUUGCUGCUUGAGACGAGAGGACUUUCACACUUUACGGCUUGACAGAGGUGAAGGAUUGCACUGGGAAAGGGAAGAGCUCCCUCGAGACAGUGGCUUAAGGGGAAGCAGAGGAUCCGAGGCUCCAAGACGGACAGAACUGCACUGGGAACGAGAUGCAGGGUUAAGACAGGGUAGAGAGGUCUCACUCCAUUGGGACAGGGACAGAGAAGCAGAGCUACAAUGGGAGAGAGAACGAGAAGCUGAGUACUGGCACAGAAGAACUGCCUUGUCACCAUAUGGCCCCCCAGGUCACGAGCCUGCUUUCACCUUUGACCCACUUCCGCAGGGUCACCCAGCAUUUCCAGAACCCUCGAGAUCACACAGUCAUGCCCACCUGGAUAUCAAGUACAGCAGUGGCUCCAGCAGCUACCAGACAUCUCACCCGAUGUGCCCCUGCUCACCCUACCAGCCCUCGCCUUCUGAGAGCCGUGGCUAUGCUUCAGGUUAUCAGUCAGACUCCACUUCUCCACUGCCUCCCAACUACACCUCUUGCUACAGCCAUUCAGACCCCCACCAGCAGCACUACACCUCCAGCACACACUCAGAUGGUUCUGGGAUUCCAGGUGAAAAUGUAGGAUGGCGGGACCAUAUAACCCAUGCUUCCUUGAGACGGCUGCAUCGUGAAGCACAUGGACCAUGCUCCACCCCCUCUGAUAUGUCUGGACCACCCACUCCAGUCCACACCAGCAGCCCAUUGCAUACACAAGAGAGCCCCAGUCUGAGCGUACGGGAUCAGGAAGCAUCAGAGAUGAGCACAGACAGCACUGCACACCAGGAGAGAAUGAACCCAGCUCUCCAGCAAAAUCUCUCAAAAUCUGGACCAGACCCUCAUCGAGUUGGAAGUCCAUCCACAGAGCCCCCUAAGUCAUGCACAUUGAUAUCAGAGAAGCACUGCACCCUUCCUCAGCAGCUCUCUACACAUUCCCCUUCUCCUCAGCAACUCCCACCACAUUCUUCCAUUUCUCCUCAACAAAUCUCUACACAUUGCUUGUCUUCUUCUCAGCAGCUCUCCUCACAUUCCUCAUCUCCUCAGCAGCUCUCCCCACAUUCCUCAACUCCUCAGCAGCUCUCCCCACAUUCAUCCUCACCUCCUCAUCAGAACUCUACACAUUGCUCCCCUUCUAGUCAAAACUCCACACACUGCCCACCUCCUCAACAGCGCUCCACACAUUAUCCACCUCCUCAACAGAGCUCCACACAUUACCCAGCUCCUCAACAGAGCUCCCCACACUGCCCAUCUCCUCAACAGAGCUCCACACACUGCCCAGCUCCUCAACAGAGCUCCACACAAUGCCCAGCUCCUCAACAGAGCUCCCCACACUGCCCAGCUCCUCAACAGAGCUCCCCACACUGCCCAGCUCCUCAACAGAGCUCCCCACACUGCCCAGCUCCUCAACAGGGUGCCACACAUUCUGCCCCCGUAAUACCCACAGCCAACAGUCACCCACAAGCCCCAGUGCCAUCUAUUCAUUCUGCCCCAGCAUCUCCUACUAAGGCAAAUCAACAACAAAGCACCAGCCAGCCAAUCAAGGAAGGCAGUCUGCCCAUCUCAGCUUCUCAGCCAGUCCAAAAUGAGACGGUUCUACACUCUGUUCCUCCUCAUUCACUGCAGCACAUUCACCAAAUACAAAUAUCAGAGUCUGUUUCAGCCCAGCCUCACAGCAAUGGAGUGCCAUCAAUUUCUGAUCCAGAGACUCCAAAUUUAUCUCCUGCUCCUGUUUCACCUCAGCCACCACUGGGCAGCCUAAAUGGCUCUUCCUCCCCUGAACCCCCUGUGCCAGGCUUUGCCACUCUAGGCAGGAAACUGAUGUUGGAUACAGGAUUCACAUCAUCUGGAGAUCCUGAUCCUAGUUGCAGUGCCUCUGAUUCUUACUUGACUUCCACCUUGGCCCUCUCUUCAACGACUUACCCACCUUCUGACAGCACUGCUACCCAGCCUCCUUUGCCAGAGAAAAGACGCCAGGGUACCCUGCCAGGCUCACCCAAUGGGAGGUCAGGCUCUCUAAGAGCAUCCACAAGUCAUUCUCCCUCUGGCCAACACCAUGUUACCUUCUCACCAUUGGUAGGAGCGGUGACAGUAUCUGGUGGGCAGAACGAAGGGCCAGCAGAGGGUGAAACGGGCAGCAGGGUCAGUGUGAAGUUUGUGCAGGACAGCUCCCGUUUCUGGUAUAAGCCUGGAAUCUCCCGAGAACAAGCCAUUGCAGCUCUGAAGGAAAAAGAGCCCGGUGAGUUCAUCAUCAGGGAUAGCAACUCCUUCCAGGGGGCCUAUGGUUUGGCCCUCAAAGUGGCCUCACCACCUGCCAACAUCAGCAACAAUUCCUGCAAAGUUGGAGAUCCCAUGGAACAGCUGGUGAGACAUUUCCUAAUUGAGACUGGGCCACGAGGGGUGAAAAUCAAAGGCUGUCAAAAUGAACCCCACUUUGGGAGUCUAUCAGCGCUGGUGUAUCAGCAUUCCAUUACACCCAUCUCUCUGCCCUGUGCUCUCCGCAUCCCUGACAAGGAUCCCAUAACAGAGAGCCUGGAAGUGCAGCCAGUCAGCAACAUGAGCACAGCAGCAGACUUACUGAAACAGGGAGCAGCAUGUAAUGUGCUGUACCUGAACUCGGUUGAGACUGAGUCUCUGACAGGACCGCAGGCAGUAGCAAAAGCCACAGGCGUGAUGAUGUCACUAAGCCCUCGGCCCUCUGCCACCGUAGUGCACUUCAAAGUGUCGACACAGGGCAUCACUCUGACCGACAGUCAGCGCCGGGUGUUCUUCAGGAGGCACUACCCCAUUAACAGCGUGACGUUUAGCAGCGUAGAUCCACAGGACAGGAGGUGGACUAACUCAGACAGCACAACGUCUAAAGUGUUUGGGUUUGUAGCUAAGAAACCAGGCAGCGUGGCAGAGAACGUGUGUCACCUGUUUGCCGAGCUUGACCCUGACCAGCCUGCCACUGCUAUCGUUAACUUCAUCAACAAAGUCAUGCUGGGGCCACAACAGCGCUAGAGGAUGAGGGAGGGAGAGAGAGAUGAUGAUGAUGAUCAAUCCCUCACAAAGAAAGAAGGAUAGAGUGACUCAUGGUUAAAAAGAGUUACCAAAGCACUGAAAACUAGUCUGUUGUGAAGAUGAAGUACUUCAAGACCAAACCAAAGUGAAAUGAACUAAACAGUGAUACUGACGUAUUGAAGGUUUAAUAACACACUAUUAGAAGUCACAAUCAUUGAGGUAGGAAUAUAUUGAGCACUGUUGGUUGGUUUUUGUACCAUAUGAAAAGUAUCUUAGCAGACAGUACAUGCACUCAAAUACCAAAUAUGUCCACAGCUGACGAGCAUUUCAUGCUCAUCUUUAUGCAUUUCAUUAAUCAGCUUUAAGUAGUUAAAUAGAGACUAGCUGCUACGCGUGUCCAAUCUGGCACACAGUAUAAGCGAGUACAGCGGAAUGUUUAAUAGACGCCGAGUUUUAUUGAGAAAGGUGGCAUGCGAGAAUGCAGUGGGCCGGGCGUGCAGACAGGUGUGGGCGGAGCAGACAUACGGUGGUGGUACCAGGGAACAAAUGAGUUUAUCUGGAGUCAAAAGAUUGUUAUAGUUUUCAGAUAGAUCGAUGUUUCAUUUCGAAAUCAAGUUAAAUAGACGAAAGAAUUAAUCAGAAUAAGCUUUCAGCUCCUGUUGCAGUACUCAGCAACAUGGGUCAUGUUAUCGCGUCGUAAUCAAACUGCCGAGAAAAAUACUUUCUUAAAAAAAUACUCUAACAGUUUUAACUUCAAAAUUUAUAUUAAUGUAUUUCAUUUUCAUGUCAUAACCAUGUUAGUGUAAAAAGGAGGUCUAAAGUUUUUACUUAACAAAAGCUUUGCUGAGCACUCGUAUAUUUAUAAGCUUUAUUCAGUCAUGUAUUUUGUUUGCAUGUAUCAGAGUCAUUAUGGCUUUCUAAGAGACAGACAUGUCCGCCAGCUUUAAUAUAUUGUAUUUACUCUGUAUUUUCUUGUUGAUCUUUGUAUUUAGUAAUAUAUUCACUCAGAUGCAGCUUGGAAAGUGAUGAAAAAAAAAAAUUUAAUGGAAGGACACUUUUAUAUGAAAUGGAUUUUUAAACUGUUAUUUUUUCAAUAUAAGCAUAAAUGAAUAUAAUAAAUGUAAAGCUGUGGUACCAUG
Messenger RNA from Ictalurus punctatus (channel catfish), 8579 nucleotides. RefSeq names its product tensin 2a (gene tns2a). Lineage: Eukaryota; Metazoa; Chordata; Actinopteri; Siluriformes; Ictaluridae. Gene Ontology annotation, biological process: peptidyl-tyrosine dephosphorylation. The transcript is spliced from 28 exons. The record is from RefSeq and is a predicted model, not a curated record. Bases 2254 to 7440 code for a protein of 1728 amino acids. Gene Ontology annotation, molecular function: protein binding; protein tyrosine phosphatase activity.